AUGAUGCCCCAGAGAAAGAAAAGGAAGAAAGAUAUUGACUUCUUAGCUCUGUAUGAGGAGGAGCUGCUGAACUACGAAUCCGAAGAUGAAGAGGAGCUAGAACAUGAUUACUACAAGACCAGAGUGUAUGAGGUGAUCACGAUGACUGGUGAUGUCCGGGGUGCAGGAACCAAUGCCAACGUCUUCAUCACCAUUUUUGGGGAGCAUGGGCUAUCUCCUAAGCUCCAUCUCUCUAGCAAGAGCGAAUCUGCCUUUGAAAAAGCCAAUGUGGAUGUGUUCCGUGUCAGAACCAACAAUGUUGGUGCCAUCUACAAAAUCAGAAUCGAGCACGACAACACUGGGCUGAGUGCCAGCUGGUUUUUGGACCGGGUCAUCUUGACUGACAUGAAGCGACCCCACCUCAAGUACUAUUUCAACUGUACUAGUUGGCUGAGCAAAGUGGAGGGGGACCGCCAGUUGUGCCGGGACCUGUUGGCCAGCUUCACCCCUAUGGAUGUCCCCAGGUAUAACAAGUAUGAUAUCAAAGUCUACACUGGAGAUGUAAUUGGUGCUGGGACAGAUGCAGAUGUCUUCAUUAAUAUCUUCGGAGAAUAUGGUGACACAGGGGAAAGGAGGCUGGAAAGUGAAAAAGACAACUUUGAAAGGGGGGCAGAAGACAAGUUCACGCUGGAUGCGCCAGAUUUGGGGCAGCUGAUAAAAAUCACUAUUGGGCAUAACAAUAAAGGUGGAUCUGCAGGCUGGUUCCUAUCAAAGAUUAUCAUUGAAGACAUUGGCAACAAAAGAAAAUAUGAUUUCCCGCUUGAUCGAUGGCUGGCCCUAGAUGAGGAUGAUGGCAAAAUCCAACGGGAUAUUCUGGUGGGAGGUGCUAUAACCACAGCUAUCUCAUACAUCGUUACAGUCAUAACAGGGGAUGUCCAGGGGGCUGGGACCAAGUCCAAGAUUUUUCUUGUCAUGUAUGGAGCCAGAGGAAAUAAGAACAGUGGGAAAAUCUUCCUGGAAGGAGGAGUAUUUGACAGAAAUCGGACGGACAUCUUCAACAUUGAGCUGGCUGUCUUGCUCAGCCCCCUGAGCAGAGUCUCCAUUGGGCAUGGCAACGUAGGCGUCAACAGAGGCUGGUACUGUGAGAAGGUGGUGAUUUUGUGUCCAUUCACUGGCAUACAACAGACUUUCCCUUGCAAAAACUGGCUGGAUGAAAAGGAAGGUGACGGGCUGAUUGAGCGGCAGCUCUAUGAGGUGGUGUCCCUUCGGAAGAAGAGACUCAAGAAAGUUGCCUGGUCUCUCUGGGUCUGGACAAAUGACCUGAAGAAAGCUGCGUGUAAUGUCCCCGUGUUUAUCCAGCUUUAUGGACAGAAGGGGCGAACUGAUCAAAUUCGUCUGAACCCAGGUCCACGCUUUAAACCUGGCAAAAUUGACAAAUUCAGGCUUGAAAUCCCAGAUCUUGGGAGAUUUUAUAAGAUCAGAGUUUGGCAUGACAGUAAGAUUCCUGGUUCUGGAUGGCAUCUAGUAAAGAUGACGCUGUUGAAUUCCCUAACGAAGGACAAGUAUAACUUCAACUGUAACCGUUGGCUGGAUGUCAAUGAGGAUGACUAUGAGACGGUGAGGGAGCUUACUGCAGAGGGCCCGACAGUGCGCAGGAUAAUGGGAAUGGUCCAGUAUCGAGUGACGCUGUGUACAGGGGACAUUGAAGGAGCAGGGACAAAUGCCCGAGCUUUCGUCUGCCUCUUUGGUGACGCCGGAGAUACCGGGGAGCGCACCCUGUCUAGCAUCAUCUGCAGGAACAACACUGAUAUAUGUCAAAAAGGCAGUGCGGAUGAGUAUACCAUUGAAGCAGUCACCCUGAGGAAGGUGAAAAGAGUCAGAGGGCAUGAUGGCAAAGGAGGGGGCAGCGGCUGGUACCUGGAGCGAGUGUUAGUGAGAGAAGAAGGGCAGCCAGAGAGUGACAAUGUGGAAUUCCCUUGUAACAGAUGGCUUGACAGGGAUCAGGACGACGGCCAGUUGAUCCGGGAAUUAUUACCCAGUGGCAGCAGUGCAGCGUUAAAAAACUUCCGCUAUCACAUCAGCAUAAAAACAGGAGAUGUCGGAGGUGCUAGCACUGACUCUAAAGUCUACAUUAAACUUUAUGGAGAGAAGAGAGACACCAUCAAGCAGAUCCUCCAGGUCUCUGAUAAUAACCUGAGUGACCAUUUUGAGCGUAGCCGAGUUGACGAAUUCACCCUUGAGACUACGGACAUUGGAGAGAUCAACCGGCUUAUCAUCGGCCAUGACAGCACAGGUAUGAGAGCAGGCUGGUUUUUGGGCAGCAUUCAGAUUCGUGUACCCCGCCAAGGCAAGAAGUACACAUUCCCUGUCAAUCGCUGGCUGGACAAGAAUGCAGCUGAUGGGCGCACAGAAGUGGAGUUGUACCCCAGCGAGGUGGAGGAGAUUGAGAAAUUGAUCCAUUAUGAGGUGGAUAUUGUGACCGGAGAUACGGGCAAUGCAAGCACCAGCGCCCGGGUCUACAUGCAGAUCUACGGGGAGGCAGGCAAGACUGAAGUGCUCUUUCUCAAAAGCCGUUCAAAAGUCUUUCAGCGGGGAAACAAGGACACCUUUCAGCUGGAGGCAGCAGAUGUGGGUGAGAUCUUCAAGAUCCGAGUGGGCCACACGGGCGAGGGUUUCGGGUCUGGCUGGUUCGUGGACACAGUGGAGCUGAGACGGCUGGUGCUGCAGGAUGUGGAAAUCACCCCAGAGGAGGAAGCCCAGAAAAAGAAGGAGAAGGACAAAUUGAGACAGCUGUUGAGGAAGGAGAGGCUUAAGGCCAAGGAGCAGAGGAAGAGGAAAAAGAAGAGUAGCGACGUGGAGUCUGAGGAAGAGGAGUCCUCGUCAGAGGAGGAAUCUUCAGAGGAAUCAGAAGGGGAGACUGAGAUUGAGGAGGAAGAGGAGGAAUCAGAGGGCAUGCAGGAAGUAGUUGAUGUCUACAAGUUCCAAGCCAAUCGAUGGCUGGCCACCGAUGAGGAGGAUAAAGAGCUUGUCAUGGAACUGGCCCCAUCUGGAAGAUCAGGUCCUGAGUCCAAUACCUAUGAGGUCCAGGUGAUCACAGGGAAGAUGCCCAAAGGUGGCACUGAUGCCAAUGUCUACCUGAACAUCUAUGGUGAGGCGUAUGGUGAUACUGGGGAGCGAGCUUUAAGAAAAUCAGACAAAUCAAAUAAGUUUGAACGAGGACAGACAGACACCUUCGUCAUCCAUGCCAUUGACCUGGGACCCCUGAAGAAGAUUAGGAUUCGUCAUGAUAAUUCUGGCAAUGCCUCUGGCUGGUUCCUUGAUCGAGUGGAUAUCACUGACCAAAAUAAUGAAACCACGUACUACUUCCCAUGCCAGCGCUGGCUGGCAGUCGAUGAGGACGAUGGGCAGCUCUCCAGGGAGCUGAUCCCAGUGGAUGAGUCAUAUAUCCUGAAGGACGAAGAGAAUGAAGAGGAAGAGGGCGAGGAAGGAGGAGGAGAAGGAACUGAAGACACUGGGCUUGCCAACCUGGCCCUGGAUAUGAAAGAUAAAUCAACCAUGUAUUCAGUGACCGUGAAGACUGGAGACAAGAAGCGAGCAGGCACAGAUGCCAACGUCUUCAUUACCCUUUUUGGCACAGAUGAUGAUACAGGGACGAUUCUCUUGAAGUCUUCCAAGUCCAGCAACAAGGACAAGUUUGAGAGAGGGAGCAUUGAAAUCUUCACUGUGGAUGCAUUUUACCUUGGAGAGCUUCAGAAAAUCAGGAUUGGUCAUGACAAUACAGGCAAGUCCCCAGGCUGGUUUGUGGACUGGGUAGAGGUAGAUAUGCCAUCUCUAGGAAAGUGCCUGACGUAUCCUUGUGGGCGAUGGCUAGGAAGAGAGGAGGAUGAUGGGGCCAUCUACCGGGAUCUCUUCCAUGCAGAGCUACAGACCAAAACAUACACUCCAUAUAUUCCCUAUGAGAUAACCAUCUAUACCAGUGAUGUCUUUGCUGCGGGGACGGAUGCCAGCAUCUUCAUCGUGAUCUACGGCUGUGACGCCAUCUGCACCCAACAGAAGUACCUGUGCACUAGCAAGAGGGAGCAGAAGGCUUUUUUUGAGAGAAAUUCUGUCUCCUGCUUCAUUGUGGAGAUGGAGGAUGUAGGAGAAGUCAUUGAAAAAAUUCGGAUUGGACAUGACAAUGCAGGCAUGAAUGCUGGGUGGCACUGUGACCAUGUGGAUAUCCGAAGGCUCCUGCCAGAUAAAGAUGGGUCAGAGACUGUGACAUUUGCCUGUGAUCGAUGGCUUGCCACCUCUGAAGAUGAUAAGAAGACUAUCCGAGAACUGGUCCCAUUUGAUAUGUUUACCGAGAAAGUGAUGAAAGAUGGGUCUUUAAGACAAAUUUAUAAAGAAAUAGAGGAACCUCUGGACAUUAUUCUGUAUUCAGUGCAGAUCUUCACUGGGAAUAUACCUGGUGCUGGAACAGAUGCUAAGGUCUUCAUCACAAUCUAUGGAGACCUUGGAGACACAGGGGAGCGGUACCUUGGCAAGUCAGAAAACAGGACUAACAAAUUUGAAAAAGGAACGGCUGACACCUUCAUCAUAGAGGCUGCUGACCUGGGCAUCAUAUAUAAGAUCAAACUCCGACAUGACAACAGCAAGUGGUAUGCUGAUUGGUAUGUGGAGAAAGUUGAAAUCUGGAAUGAUACCAAUGAGGAUGAGUUCCUGUUCCUUUGUGGACGCUGGCUGUCCUUGAAGAAGGAGGAUGGGCGCCUGGAACGACUAUUUUAUGAGAAGGAAUAUGAAGGUGACCGAAGCAGCAACUGCAGCAGCCCUGCUGACUUCUGGGAGAUGACUCUCAGUUCCAAGAUGAGUGAAAUCGAUAUAGAUACUGUGACUGGCCCUCUGGUGAAUUAUGUUCAGGAAGGUCCAUUGAUUCCUUACCAUGUGACCAUCACCACCGGUGAGCAUAAGGAUGCCGCCACUGAUAGCCGUGCCUUCAUCAUCAUUAUUGGCGAGGAUGAUGAGGUGUCUAACCGCAUCUGGCUGGAUUACCCUGGGACGAAGAAGGGUUUCAGCUGUGGAUCUGUGGAGAAGUUCUAUGUCGUAGGCUUGGACGUAGGAAACAUCAAGAAAAUAGAGAUCAUGUAUGAAAUGACCGUCUGGACAGGUGAUAUCGUUGGAGGUGGCACUGAUUCCAACAUUUUUAUGACACUUUAUGGAGUCAAUGGGAGCACGGAAGAAGUGCAAUUGGAUAAAAAGAAAGCACGGUUUGAACGAGGACAGAAUGACACUUUCGUUAUGGAGAUCGAUGACAUUGCCCCAUUCACAAAGAUGCGGAUGCGGCUAGACGGGCUGGGCAACCGACCAGAGUGGUUCCUGGACAAGGUCCUCCUGAAGAACAUGGACAGUGGAGACCUAACAAUGUUCUACUAUGGUGAAUGGUUAUCUGAGAGGAAGGGUGAAAAGAAGACGCUGGUCUGCGAGAUGUGCGCAGUGAUUGAUGAGGAAGAGAUGAUGGAGUGGACAUCCUACACUGUUACGGUCAAGACCAGCAACGUUUUUGGAGCUGGCACUGAUGCCAACGUGUUCAUCAUCAUCUUUGGAGAGAAUGGAGACAGUGGUACCCUGCCCCUGAAGCGAUCCAAAAACUUUAACAAGUUUGAGCGCAAUGGGACAGACACAUUCAGCUUCACAGACAUGCUGAGCCUUGGUCAUCUCUGCAAGCUGAGGGUCUGGCAUGACAACAAAGGAUUAUUUCCUGGCUGGCAUCUGAACUACAUAGACGUGAGGGACAACUCCCGGGAUGAGACAUUUCGCUUCCCAUGUGAACGCUGGCUAUCAAAGAGCGAGGAGGACAGACAGACAGUCCGAGACUUGCGCUGUGCCAACAACGAGAUCUUGGAGGAGAUGGAGGAGACCACUUAUGAGAUCGUCAUAGAAACCGGCGAUUCAGAUACCAGGGAGAAUGCCUGGAUCGUUCUGGAAGGAAGAAAGGACCGGUCCAAAGAAUUUCUCAUUGAAAACAGCCCUAGGCACAGGGUGUUUAGAAAAGGCACCACUGACAAAUUUGAAUUUGACAGCAUCUAUGUGGGUGACAUAGCUGCACUGUGUUUGUGGCACAUGCCCAGAGAAGGGCAGAGGAUGCCUCCCAGGGAGAUACUCUGGCAUGUAAAGACCAUCACCAUCACAGAGUUGGAGUUCAAUAAUGUGUAUUUUUUUAACUGUGACUACAAGAUCCCCCUAAAGAAAAAGAAAAAGUACUUCAAGGUGUUUGAGGUCACGAAGGUGACUGAGAGCUUUGCCAGCAAGGUCCAGAGUCUGGUGCCGGUCAAGUAUGAGAUCAUAAUCACGACGGGUUAUGAACCUGGAGCAGGCACAGAUGCCAAUGUCGCGAUCACUGUCUUUGGGGCCAACGGUGACACCGGGAAGCGGGAGCUUAGGCGGCGUAUGCGCAACCUCUUUGAGAGGGGCCACACUGACCGCUUCUUCCUGGAGACUCUGGACCUGGGGGAGCUGCGCAAGGUGAGGCUGGAGCAUGACGGCAAAGGUCCCAGCUCUGGCUGGCUGGUGGAGAGGGUGGAGGUCACUAACACCAGCAAUGGAGUUGCCACGAUCUUUGCCUGUGGGAAGUGGCUGGACCCAAAGAAGGGAGAUGGGCUGACAUGGAGAGAUCUCUUCCCUACAGUCUGA
Messenger RNA from Phascolarctos cinereus (koala), 6648 nucleotides. Lineage: Eukaryota; Metazoa; Chordata; Mammalia; Diprotodontia; Phascolarctidae. The record is from RefSeq and is a predicted model, not a curated record.